Molecule: messenger RNA, 10945 nt
Organism: Drosophila mojavensis
Lineage: Eukaryota; Metazoa; Arthropoda; Insecta; Diptera; Drosophilidae
Gene: rno
Product: PHD finger protein rhinoceros
Exons: 7
Coding region: 256-10860 (3534 amino acids)
Biological process (GO): regulation of transcription by RNA polymerase II
Source: RefSeq, a predicted model, not a curated record
AUAACAAUAACAAUUCAAUUAACAACAACAACAAACAGCAGUGGAACUCGCAACAACAGCAACAACAACAGCCGGCGGUGUGGCUGUGGUGUCGCCAAUUGUGGCCUUAAGCAUGUAGUCGCAGUUGAGCAACAAAAGCGGGCGGUCUAAGUAGCACAAGUCGAACCCCUCAGCGCAGGAGGUUCCACAAGGCAAAACCAAUAAAAUAUAUACACACACCCACACAAACAAAGAGAAACAACACACAAAUGAAAAAUGUCACAAAGAGGUAAGCGCGGUAAUCAGCAGCAGCAGCAGCAGCAACAGCUGCAGCAGCAGCCGCCGCAACAGCAGCAGCGACAAGACGUUGAGCCGCAGCCGCCGCCCACAAAGCGACGAAAAGGACGGCCGCCCAAUGGAGCCCCGGCGACAGCAACAGCGUCAUCAACAGCAGCAGCAACAGCGACAACAUCAACGACAGCAGUUGCUGCUGCUGCAGCAACAGUUGCUGUCAGCGACCAACAGUCAAUAUCGAAGCUGCCGAGCAAGGCCAAAUCGGCCAGCAAAAGUAAAGCGCAAAGCAACAGCAACAACAAUAAUAGCAAUAGCAACAACAACAGCAACAACAAUAACAGCAGCAACACCUGGCAAGCGCGCUCCGUGGCCGAUAUCAAAAUGUCGAGCAUCUACAAUCGAAGCUCAACCGAAGCGCCAGCUGAACUGUAUCGCAAGGAUCUCAUUAGCGCAAUGAAAUUGCCAGACUCAGAGCCAUUGGCCAACUCCGAGUAUCUGAUUGUAACUGAUCAAUGGAAACAGGAAUGGGAGAAGGGCGUACAGGUGCCCGUCAAUCCCGAUUCGCUGCCCGAGCCGUGUGUCUAUGUGCUGUCCGACCCAAUUGUAUCGCCAGCGCAUGACUUUAAACUUCCAAAAAAUCGUUUCCUGCGCAUCACCAAAGAUGAACAUUACUCGCCGGACCUGCAUUGUCUGACGAAUGUUGUUGCACUGGCGGAGAACACAUGUGCCUAUGACAUCGAUCCCAUCGAUGAGGCUUGGCUGCGAUUAUAUAAUGCCGAUCGAGCACAAUGUGGAGCAUUUCCCAUUAACGAAACGCAGUUCGAGCGGGUCAUCGAGGAUCUGGAGGUUCGCUGCUGGGAGCAAAUCCAGGUCAUACUUAAGAAGGAGGAGGGUCUGGGCAUUGAGUUUGAUGAAAAUGUUAUAUGUGAUGUUUGUCGCUCGCCCGACUCCGAGGAGGCCAACGAAAUGGUAUUCUGUGAUAAUUGCAACAUCUGUGUGCAUCAGGCUUGUUACGGCAUUACAGCGAUUCCAUCAGGCCAGUGGCUUUGUCGCACUUGUUCGAUGGGCAUUAAGCCAGAGUGUGUGCUUUGUCCCAACAAGGGAGGCGCCAUGAAAUCUAAUAAAUCGGGAAAGCAUUGGGCGCAUGUCUCUUGCGCCUUGUGGAUACCAGAAGUUAGCAUUGGCUGUGUCGAUCGAAUGGAGCCGAUAACGAAAAUCUCAAGCAUUCCUCAAAGUCGUUGGGCAUUGAUCUGUGUGCUUUGUCGCGAGCGUGUGGGCAGCUGUAUACAGUGCUCGGUGAAGACGUGCAAGACGGCUUACCAUGUCACCUGUGCGUUUCAGCACGGACUCGAGAUGCGCGCCAUUAUCGAGGAGGGGAAUGCCGAGGAUGGUGUGAAGCUGCGCUCCUAUUGUCAAAAGCAUAGCAUGAGCAAGGGCAAAAAGGAGGGUGCACACGCAUCGCAUACAUCCGCAUCCAGUUGCAUGCAAAAGCAUAACAACAAAUUCUCGUCGAGCAGUGGGCAUGCUGGCGAGGAGGGGCAAACAGCAGGUGCCAAAGGCGAAGAUCACCGAAGACGCAAAAACCAUCAUCGCAAGAACGAUAUGACCUCAGAAGAGCGUAACCAGGCCCGUGCGCAAAGAUUACAGGAGGUCGAAGCGGAGUUUGAUAAACACGUGAAUAUCAAUGAUAUUAGUUAUCAUUUGUACGAUGUGGAUGAGGACGCCAUUGAGGCCAUUUAUAAUUACUGGAAACUGAAGCGUAAGUCACGACAUAAUCGUGAGUUGAUUCCACCUAAAUCGGAGGAUGUGGAGAUGCUCGCACGCAAGCAGGAGCAACAGGAUCUCGAGAAUCAUAAAUUGGUUGUACACUUACGUCAGGACUUGGAGCGUGUGCGUAAUCUUUGUUAUAUGGUCAGUCGACGUGAGAAGCUGUCGCGUUCGCUGUUCAAGCUGCGCGAGCAGGUGUUCUACAAGCAGCUCGCUGUGCUGGAUGAUGCAGUUGUGCAGCGGCAGCAGCAGCAGCAGUCGGGCGCAACGGACAACAACAAGGAGCAGCCCGCAUUGGACACAGAUGCCAUACUCUAUGCAAACGAUGGACCCACUCUCUACGAUCGGUUCUACAGCUCGGAUCAGCUAACUGUGCCGGCACAGUAUCAGAGCUUGGAAUAUAUAUUGGAGCAGCUAAAGGGUAAGAAGCAGGCACGUGGACGCGCCUCUCAAUCGCCCAACAAGCGCAAGCAGCAGGCGGCGGCUAGCAAAGGCUCGCCCAAAAAGAAACUCAACAAUGGUGCAAUAACUACAACAACAACAACAACUACGAACACAACAACAGCAACAUCAACAUCAGCAUCUGCAACAGCAGCUGGAACAAUGGCUAACAAAGCACCCAAGUCACGUGGCUCGCCAAGGGCGCCUACAACGGCGUCUUCGGCGGUGCCGUGUGCGGGGAGGCGUGCCUCAAAGAGCGGCCCGGCAACGACGGCGACGUCGAGCCAUCAACAACAACAGCAAACGCAGCAGCAGCAACAGCAUAAAUUGUCUAAAUCCUCGAAUGCUAUUGGCCGCGCGUCCGCCCCAACGAUUAGCGGCAGCUCGUCAUCGGCUGAUUCCAGCUCGGCGCACGGCAGCAGCAGCAGCAGCGCCAGCAGUAGCAACAGCAGUUCCGACUCCAGCAGCGAAAGCGAUUCAGGCAAUGAGAGCCACAGCUAUCGCAGCUAUCGCAGUAAAGCCCAGCCAGGAGGAGGUACAGCCACUGCCACUGCCACAGCCACAGCCACAGGCACAUCAACAGCGGGAGCAGCCAAGCCCGUGCGUAAGCAAUCCUAUGCGCGCAGCGUUGAGCAGCGCAAGAAGCAGCGACAGCGGCGUCAGAGUGAGGCAGCUGCGUGUGCGUCUGCUGCGUCUGCCAAUGCACGCAGCAGCUGCAGCAGCAGCAGUAGCAGCAGUAGAAGCAGGAGCAGGAGCAGGAGCAGCAGUUCCUCCAGCGACGACAACGAUGAGCGGACGCAGCGUGUCAAGCGUGUCCACAAGUCAACGACAGCCACAGCCACAGCAACCGCAACAGUACCUGCCAAAAGUCAAGCAACUAAGUCAAAGCAAAGCACAGCUGCAACGAGCACAGCUCGACGAAAACUGUCCAGUAGUGGAGCAGCAGCAGCUGCAGCAGCCGCCGCCACAGCCUCAUCAUCUACAGCGCCCACAGCGACGCGCGGCCUUGCUCAGAUGGACAAGGAAAUGCGGCAGCAGGACCCCAACAGUUUGUCCAGCGAUGAAAGUGAGGAGCUGCUGCCUGUGAAGCUAGGCGAGCGACACGGGCGGAUUCACAAUGCGAGCUCAGCGAAUUCAAACUCCGCUACAGCCUUGGCCGGAGCAACGGCGACAACUGCACUACGCAAGCCGGGCCAGCAUAUCUACUCCGAUUCGGAUAGCUCGACGACAACGACGCCGGAGCGUGAGGUGCCCAAGCGGCUGGAGGAGGAGGAGCAGGCGGCAGCCGAGAGCAAUGUGAGCGAUUCACAAAAUCAGCAAACGAUACGCACCAAGGCAGCCAUGAAGGAGUUUGUGCCAGGCACUACGGCAGCGACAGCGACAGCGACAACUGGCGCAACAACAACAACUGCAGUAACAACGACAAGCAAAUCAAAGGCCAACAAAUCGAAGGCCAAUGCACCCGUCUUUCCGCCCGUGGAUCUACUGGUGGUUCCUCAACGGCAGGCGGCCAAGAAGGCAAGCGAAAAUAUGCGCAUCUCCACGAAUCUCGCCACUGCGCUGCUGCCCGAUGCCAACGAGCGAUUGAGGGAGCCGGAGCCAGGCAGCAGCAACGCUGGAGUAAGCGCGUCCAAUGCCACCAGCAGCAGCAGUAGCAGCUCGAAGAGCAAGGCCAAGGAGGCAGCCAAUCGCGUGGUCGAGGCGGAUAAAGCGCGACCGAAGGAGCUGCAGAAGACGACGGGCAAGGCGGCGGGCGAGACGACGGCGGAGCGUGGCAAGCGGGGCCGACCGCCCAAGCAACAAAAGGAAAAGGAAAAAGAGAAGGAGAAGGAAAAAGAUAAGGAGAAGGAAAAGGAAAAAGAAAAGGAGAAAGAGAAGGAGAAGGAAAAGCCAGCACCCAAGAACAAUGAGCUGGCCAAGCUGGGCAACUUUGCCGUCUCGUAUGUGCCACAGCGCCAGGCCGCCAAGAAGGCAGCCGAACAGCUGAAGAGCAGCGGCGCAGCGUUGGUCAAAUCAAGCCAAGAGUCGAGCACAAGUGCAGCCAAUGAGGAGCUGACGACAGGAGCGAGUGCAGGAGCAGCAGCGACAACAUCAAACACGUCGCCCCUCAAGUCCGCCAAACAGCAGCAGCAGCAGACGACGCCAGUGCGUCGCAACUCGCUGUUGAAGGAGACGCCACGACGGCGCUCCAAGGAGGAGGUAGCACCAGCGCCUGUCAAGCGACGCAUUGCACCGCCUAAUCUGUCCAGCACCAGCUCGGGUGAUAGUAACAGCAGCAGCAGCAACUCCUCCAGCAGCAACAGCGACAGCAGCAGCAGCGGCAGCGGCAGCGAUUCGGACAGCGACAGCGAGCCGCCAGUCCAGGAGAAGCGCAAGCCGCCAGCUGCAGCAGCAGCGGCGGCAACAACCACAACUGCUGCCUCUACAUCUGCAUCCACAUCCAACUCUGUUUCCACCUCCGCCUCCGCCUCCACCUCCGCCUCCUCUAGCUCAAUUGUGCCAAAGCGUUCGCCGCGCAAGUCGCUGGACAAACCUGCUCCGGCUCCAGCUGCAGCUCCAGCUGCACCUCUGUCCAGCCGAACGCGCCAGAAUUCCACAAAUAAAUCGCCAAAGAGAACGCCGCAAAAGUCGCAAGCGCCGGAGCCAAAUGCCACGCCCAAAUCGUCGCAGCGACGCAAAUCCUCGUUGGACGAUCUAAGCAAGCAGACGCCGCCGGAGGUGAGUAAACGUGCCACACGCAAUUCCAAGUCGCGUCCGCCCUCACCUGCCGCGGUCAGCCAAGCGAAGGCCAGUCCGGAGAAGCCAAUUGCUUCCCGACGCAAGUCUCGAGCGGAAUCGCCGAAGAAGACGCCGCCCAACCUGGAGCAUGAGAUAGCGCAGCGUAAGGCGGCGACGGGCCGGACGACGAGUGCACUGGAUAAGCUGCUCGACAAGAAGCAGCAACAGCUGAACAAUGCCACGCCCACGCCCACGCCCACAGCAACGCCCACAACAACACCGACGCCUCCAGCGAAGCAAAGAGCGCCGAGUCCCGAGGCGGAAACUCAGCGGCCAUCCACUGCGCAGCAGGAGUCGGGCGAACAGCCCAUGGACAUUGACGAGGAGCUAACCACGGCGCCCACCCACACCCAGCUCUCGGCCAACGCCAGCAAACUGGCGGAGCUCUCGGCGGCGGACAUCGAUGAACGGCCGCCGGCAGCUCCGUUGCCCGCCUCGCCCACACCCACGCCCUCGAAUGAUGAGCUCUCCGAUGAGGCGGGCAGCGAUCAGAGCGAGCGCCGUCGCAGCCAUACCUGGCGCUCGCGCCGCAGACGCCGGCGCACGCGCGACGAGGACGACGAGGAGCAGCACACGCAUCACACGCAGCAUCUGCUCAACGAGAUGGAAAAUCUGCGCGAGCUGGAGGAGGAGCGCAAGAAUGAGCUGAUGGUGAAUGCAAUACUCCGCAUAUACUCUGCAUCCACAUCCUCGCCUGCUGUCACGGUCAUUCCACCCGAGCCGCCAGAGAUCAUUGAGCUGGACUCGAACUCCAAUUCAGGCGAGCAGCAGCAGCAGCAACAACAACAACAGCAGCAACCGCAGCAACAGCAGCAACCGCCGCAGCCGCAGCAACAGCAGCAGCAGCCACAGUCGCUGCCUUUGCCGGAGGCUGUUGCCACACGCUGCGCCACUUCGGAGCUGGAUCAGCCCAUUGUGGAUACCAUUCUGGAGAUGGAGGACAGCAAGUAUACCAACAGCUUUGCCACCAAUGUGGCUAAUGUCCUGAAUCCGCCCAAUUCGGGUCCCAUGAGCAGCCUGCUCGAUAGCAGCGGCCCUGGCGCCGGCAGCAAGCAAAUCUUCGAGGAGGACAGCACGCUGGCGACGCGUAAUCUGGUCGAGAAGUUGCGCAAGACGAAGCGCAAGCCAAUGCUGGACGAUUGCAAGGACUCGUUGGACCUGCUGCCGCCCACGCCAGCGAUACCCUCGGUGUUUCCCUUUCACAAUGCAGCUGAUCCUGAAGAUCUGAUCCAUGCGCAAAAGGAGCUCCAGCAGCAGCAACAGCAGCAACAACAACAACAGCAGCAGCAACAGCAACAGAGUUGCCUCUUUGGCAACUCGGCGCCCAAUUCGGUGGCCAGUCAGCUGACCAUCAAGGAUUCUCCCAUGACGGCCAACAGUGGAGGCAGCUAUGCCAACAGUUUGACCAAUACGCCCAAUGCCACGCCUACCACAAAUGCGAGUGCCAACAACCUGGGCUACGGCAAUGUGAACUACAGCUGCUACCUGAACAAAUCCUCGCCGCAGCUGGCGCACAAGCCGAGCAACGGCAACCAGCUGGCCACGACUCCAACUGCGACACCCACCACGCCCGUCUCAGUGGCCGCCCCACCGCCCACGCCCGACUUUGUGGAUCUGGCUGCGGCGGCUGUGAAGAACAGCCUGGGCGGCUAUGCAGCGGGUGCUGCAGGAGGCGCCUCCUCGCUGCCGACACAGGCGAAUGCAGCGAUCAACUCGUCCAACUCGCAGUCGAACAACAAGCUGAGCGACUACGAUGAGAACACGCGCAUGCAGUCGCCAUUUGGCGGGAUGCAGCGCUGGAAUGAGAACGAUUUGAUCGCAGCCAGGCGCAGCAGUUCGCCCAGCUCGGUGUCCGAGUCGAACGAUCAGCCGCCGAGUCAGCUGGCCCAGCAGCUAGACAAGAGCUACUUCAACAGCUAUGCUGCGGCGGCGGUCAGUGCGCCGGCUGGAGCCGGAGCUGUAGCGGGAGCCGGACCAACGGUUAAUCAGGGUGCUCCAGCCAGCAACAACAACAGCGCAGUAUCCGGCAGCAGUGCGGGCAAUGCCUUUGGCAGCCAUACGCCGCUCGUCAAUGGCAUCGAUGCCAUGUCCAUGUACAACAAUGCGACGCAGCAGCAGCAGCAACAGCAGCAGACCACGCCCACUCACCCACAGCGCACGCCCAACAGUCAAUACAAUGGCGGCAUCUAUCCACAGCUGGCGGCCAUCAUUCAGCAGCAGCAGCAGCAGCAGGUGGUGCAGGCAACGCUUGCCGAGCCGAGCGCCCAGACCUUGUUCGGGAACAGCUCACAGCCCAACACGCCCUAUGUGAGCACGCCCUAUGCCACGCCCAAUCUGACGCUGACUACUACGCCCAAUCAUCAGUAUCCAGUGGAUGGCAAUCUAACGCCUUAUCCGCUGCUGAGCAGCUGUGCAGAGCAGUUGCCCGCGAUGAUGCAGCAGCAGCAGCAACAGCAGUCGGUGGAGCAGGUGCAGCCAGUGCAGGUGCCGCUGCCGGUGACUGUGCCCGUGGCGGUGCCUGUGCCCGUGCCCGUAACUGUGCCUGUGGCGGUGCCCAUAGCUGUACCCGUCGCUCCACCCCUGCCGCCGCUGCCCCUGCCCAGCAAGGAGAGCAUCUCGCCCACCAAGCGAGGCAGCAACAAUUCCGCCAAGCAACAGCAGCAGCAGCAGAAGCAACAGCAGCAGCUCCAGCAUAAAUCGCCGCAGCUGCCGCAGGGCAAGUCGCCUGGCAAAUCGCCAAGGCAACCUGUCGCGCUCCAUCCGCCGCCCACGCCGCCGGCGCCCAUAGCCACGCCCACGCCGACAGUCACGCCGACGCCGGCAGCGCCGAAAUACGAUCCGCUGACGCACACGCUGACAGGCAAGCCGCGUCAGCGGGCGCCGCGUGGCAGUGGCUCGCAGACGGGCACGCGCGGUCGAGGACGCGGCCGUGGCCGUGGUCGAGGAGGCAAUGCAGCCAACACCAUUCUCCCGCUGCCGCCUGCCAUUGCCGACUACGGCCGGAACACGCACAUCGUGAGCAACCUGGUGGGCACGCCCUACGAGUUCAACAACUACGAUGACGAGCUGAGCGGGCCCGGCGUGGAGAACUUGCAGUCGUUGCGCGAUCGCCGACGCAGCUUCGAGCUGCGCACGCCGAACGCGGGCGCAGCCGGCGGUGCAGCGGCGCCGAGCAACACCACCAGCUAUUCGAGCUGCAAGCUGCGUGGCCAGAACAAGGCGAAUAAUCCCCUGCUGCAUGCGAUUGUGCAGCCCGUGCUGCCCGGCCCAGUGGAUAUGCGCACCUACAAUCUUGGCUUCGAGGCACCGCACAGCACCGCCUCCCAGGAAGCCUACCAGAACAAUCUCCUGGGCGCCUUCGACUCGGGCACUGCGGAUCAGACGCUGAGCGAAUUCGACGAGGAGGACGAGCGCCAGUUUCAGUCGGCAUUGCGCGCCACUGGAACCACCAGCAGCAGCAGCACCACCACCGCCAAUAAUAAUAACAGCAGCAGCAAUAACACCUCGCCCAAUAAACCACCAAGUGGAGCCACUGCUGCGAGUGGUGCAGCUCCUAGCAGCCUGCUAAGCAGCGCAUUGCAAUCCAGUGAAGCGAAUCAAGCCCCGCCCACUAACCAGCUCGUCUCCGAGCUGGUGGUGCCUGCACUGGAAGCCUCACUGGAGGCCACGUCGGAGGAAAUAUCCAUCGACUCAGACACCACCACGCUAACCACCAAGGCUGCCCUGAACCAACUGAAGCUUAAGAUCAAGGAGCCGCUCGCCUAUCCGGAUCUGCACUACAGCAGCGUCACGAACAGCAGCUGCCUGUCCAGCAGUGGCAGCCUGGUGCAGGCGAAUGUGGUGCAAACCACCGUCACAGCGCAGCUGAGCGGCGCCACUGUGGCCAGCACCUCGGCGGCUUGCACGCUGAGCGUGAGCGGAAACUCGCGACGCAUGCGAAAGAAGGAGCUGCUCAGUCUGUAUGUGGUGCAGAAGGAUACGCUGAACGACGACAGCUCGUGUGGCUUGCCCGCUGCCUCGGAUAGCCAGCCGCUGGAGAACAUGCGCAAGUCGGAUGCCAGCGAGCUGGACGACGAGCAGCAGCAGCAGCAACAGCAGCAGCUGCCGGCAGGCGGCGGCACCACCAAGCGCUUCAAGAAGACCGCCAGCAACAGGGAGCUGCGGGCCCUCGAUGCGAAUGCCUGCCUCGAGGAGCAGCUGCCGGCGGGUGGUGCAGCUGGAGCGCAGCCGUCGGGAGAUGGCCGGCGGCGCAGCGCCUGCAGUUCGGGCAGCGCGGACAAUGGCAAAACGGGGGCGGCGAGCAGUGCUGGCAAGCGACGUGGACGCAGCAAGACGCUGGAGAGCAGCGAGGAUGACCACCAGGCGCCCAAGUUGAAGAUCAAGAUUCGCGGACUGCCAGCCACAAAUGAGACGAAUGCCGGACUGUCGGUCAGCGGCUUGGAUGGCAGCAGCAGCAGCUACAGCUACGAGAUGACGCGACGGGCCUGUCCGCCCAAGAAGCGACUCACGAGCAACUACAGCACCCCAACGCUGGAGGAGAUCAAGCGCGACUCGAUGAACUAUCGCAAGAAGGUAAUGCAGGACUUUGACAAGGGCGAGGACAACAACAAACGGGAGCUGGCGGGCGACAAUGAGACGCUGCUGGCCAAGCCGAAGAAGGACAAGAAGGACAAGCCGAAGAAGGACAAAAAGGAGAAGAAGCGCCUCAAGCAGCAGCAGCAGCAGCAGCAACAGUUGCUGCAGUUCAGCAACAACAACAGCACCACCACCACCCUGACGACCAUGACCACCACGCUGAUUGAGAACACGGUCAGCGACUCGCCUGGUGAGAAGCCAAAGCUCAUAUUGCGAAUCAACAAGCGCAAGGCGGAGACAACGACCACCACGAAAAUCAACGCGGAACAACAGCCACAGCAAGAGCAGCCGCAGCAGCAGCAGCAGCAGCAGCAAAUGGAGGCUCCGUUGCGCCUGAAGAUCGCGCGUAUUUCAGCUGGAGGCGCCUAUGUCAUCGGUGCCAAGACGGACAACAAGGAGCCAACGCCAGCGCCAUCCGUUUCCCCAGCGGCGCCCGCCGAGCUGCCGCUGUUGCCACUGGUCGGUGUCGGUGUAUCGCCAUCGCUCACCAACAACAAUAGCAGCUUCACGCCUCACUCCCAGAACGCGAAUGCCUCGCCUGCACUGCUGGGCAAGGAUACGAGCACGCCCUCGCCGCCCUGCCUGGUCAUCGACAGCAGCAAGAGUGCGGAUGUGCAUGACUCCACCUCGUUGCCAGAGAGCAGCGGUGCAACGGCUGCCUCGGUCGUCAGUGGUGCUGGUGGAGGCGUGGGUGGUGCUGAUGUUGUUGGUGUCGGUGUUGGACCCACCUCGCCGCUGUGCGUCAAUGUGGGCAACUAUGAUAAUAGCAACAAUUCGUUGCCGUCGGCCAGUGGCUCCGGCUCAGGGUCCGGGUCCGCGUCCAGCAAUUCCUGCAACAGCAAUUCGAACAACAACAACAAUAACAAUAAUAAUAACAACAACAACAACAAUAACAACGGCAACAACAGCAACGGCAGCCGCACAGGCGGUUUACUUCCACUGAAAAAAGACUGUGAGGUUAGAUGAUAAUCAUAAAGCCAGCGUUCGACCAAGCUAUAUAUGUAUAUGAAACACACAUAUAUAUAUAUAUAUAUAUAUAUAUAUAUAUAUA